This is a messenger RNA of Hyalella azteca, 3044 nucleotides long. RefSeq lists its product as uncharacterized. NCBI's taxonomy places the organism in Eukaryota, Metazoa, Arthropoda, Malacostraca, Amphipoda, Hyalellidae. The coding region runs from base 49 to 2769 and encodes 906 amino acids. The transcript is spliced from 10 exons. The record is from RefSeq and is a predicted model, not a curated record.
GAGACAAGUGAGUUGAUAUUUUUUUAAAAGGAAUUUUCCUCACUGAUUAUGUCAGCAGAAGAUUUGCUUGAAACGGGUAAAGCAUGUACUUUCUAUGAAAUUUUUGGUCACGGGUGUUCCAAGCCAGAAUAUAAAAUAUCAGGGUAUUUGGGAAAGCUUUCAUCACAUCAGAAGUCAUGGUCUCAGCUGCUGGCAAAUACAGCAGGAGAAGGAAUUGUGAAGACUUUGAUCCAUCAGCGAUGGAUGGUUUUUUCAGAACUCACCUGCAAACUGUUCUGCUUCAAAGACAAAGAUUGCACUCAAUACCUGGGAGCAAUCAGCAUUGCUUCAGCCACUUUUAAUUAUGAUCCUGAAGAUCCUCAUGGAAUUUUCAGCAUCUUGUGUGAUGGUGAAACGCAUUAUUUUGCUGCUGGUGAUGACAGUUCCCGACAAUGGUGGUUGGAGAGUUUGCAGGAGGGCAAAGUCCGCUUCAUGAGUCGUUGUCAGGAGGAUGGCGCAUCCACAACCAUUCAGUGGUACACAAGUUUACCAAGUUCACCUCCUCCAGAACUGUCCCGAUCCAAACUAGUUGAUGUGUUACAAAGUUCAAAGAGCAAAGUGGCUCUUGGUUUACGAGCCUCUGCAAAAAAACUUUCUCCUCACGCAAUAUUUAAUAACCCUGAGAAGACCAAAGCCUUCCCUCGGACUCUCAGUCAUGAAAGCCUGAAUACUGGCAAGCAUGAAGUGAUUCUGAGGGAUCCACAGUUUGGCGGGAGGCCCGAGCGUCCAAGAACUGUCCAUUUGCUUGAGCAUAGCCAAGACCAGGGCAGGAAUGGGUUGGUUUCUAAUGGCCGCUGUGAAUGUAUUAAACCUUCAAAUGGGAUAAAAAAUGAAAGCUCCUUGAGUGAAGAUCAUGCUUUGCCUUGUCCAAUUUCUUCUGAAGCUGAAAGUUAUUCAUUCCAACUUCGCCCUAAGAAUUUUUCUAAAAGUUUCCGGUCCCACUUCUCUGCUGGCAAAACUGAAGGAAAUAUUUCCAAGAUGUCAUCACGUGGUACAACUGAGAGACACAACUUGCAAGAAUGUUUCAUCUCACCUACAACUUCAGCCAUGAAUGUUUGUGCCACGCCCUCGCCCAGUUCUGAGACAUUCACUGGCUUCAGACAAAUUGGUGCUGACCUGAAGGCUUCACUGUCCAGCAUCAGACGAAGCAGCAAACGAAGUUCAAUGGAGGCAGAGGCAGCAGAGCUGGGGAGUGAGGCGAGCAGCUGUGGCAACUGCAGUCAGCUACGCCGCGCCCUGGCAGCGACGGAGGAUCGCCUGACGGCGCGCACUGAGGAGCUGCAGGCCGCCAAGGAGGGCAUCGAGCUCCUGCAGCAGGACCUGGCGCUGCUCUACCGUCAGAGACAGACGAGUUCCCGACUGGACGAGGUGAGCGGCAGCGAUGAGCAUCUACUGGAAAUUCUCCGAGAAAAAGAUCGCGCGUUGGUCGAGUUCGAACAGAGCGACUGUCGCCAGAAGAAUGAGAUCGCUGAACUGAGACAGCAGACGCGGCAUCUCAGCGAGCAGGUCGACCUCCUCUCAACGCUCGUCAAAGCUAAGGACAAUGCCAUCAGAAGCAUCUCUGACGAGCUGCAGGAGUUCAAGACAUCACACGCCGUGGCCGGCCGAGGAGAGCGGAUGUGCAGCUUCUUGGACGCCUCUGUGGUGAACAUGAGAUGUCCUCUACAAAGUUCGGCUCCGCCUUUUAUUCAUUCUGAACGCAACUCGGAGAUCGAGUCACUUUUGUCCAGCGUCGCUGAGGAACCGCCUGCGUCGGCCCCAAGGAGCGACUUGCAGGGCAGUAGGUCGUCCCUUGCACCAACGCCGGGCGUGCGACGUAACACUUCGCCUCAAACCGUGUUUACUAAUUCAUCUCAAAUCUUACCACGCCUGGUUAGUGGUAACUCUAAGAAACCUUAUGAUCGUGCGUGCUCUGACUCGGCGCCUGAGUUGUCCAACUCGCCUGACCUCGUGACGGAUCUGCCGAGUGCAGGUCUCCUGAAUGCCGAUACUGAUGCUGUCAGGGGCAGCUGUUGGUCUGGUCGUCUCAAUGAACGCAGCCACGCACCAACGAAUGCGGCUGAUGUUGCUAGCGAGCUAAAUCGUGGUCCACCUCAUUUCUUUACUUCAAAUGCUGAGGUUGAAUGGCGCUCAGGAAGGGAUCAUUUGGUGCCGGGAGUCAAAAGUCUCCGCUAUGAUCAUUCGGCCGUCUCUGGCCGGGACGAUCAUUCGGCCGUCUCUGUCGGGAACGAUGUUCAAGUCGCGGUGGUCGGCGUGGAUCUGGGAUCAGAUCAGUUCGAUGUGGCCCUGAAAGGUAACCCGCGGACGUCAGCAGGAGCCACUGAUAGCUUGACCCGCACGCCUCCUUCUGGACGAAGUAAUGACCUGGACAGUGUCCUGCCAGAGAGGAACCGCUACCCAGAGUCCUGCGGCCAGUCCAGCGCGCCUGUUGCUGACCUGGAUAGCGUCCUGCAGGAGAAGGACCGCUACCAAGAGUCCUACCUCGCCUACAAGGCGCAGAACGCAUUCCUACACAAGCAGAUCGUCGACCUCAGCCGCGCGUCCGACUUCAUGAAGCAGCGCGAGGAGCGGAUCAGAUACGAGUGUAGCGUGUGGGAGGCGAGGUACCAGCGUGUACACAGCAAGUACCUGGUGCUGUGUGUGUGUACAGCGAGUGUAGCGUGUGGGAGGCGAGGUACCAGCGUGUACACAGCAAGUACCUGGUGCUGUGUGUGUGUACAGCGAGUGUAGCGUGUGGGAGGCGAGGUACCAGCGUGUACACAGCAAGUACCUGGUGCUCCUGAACGAUCUGCACAGUCCGCCCUCCCAGCAGCACGACAGAGACACGCUCGCCAGGAUGCUCUCCGACGCCCUCGCCCACACACCGCAGCUCGGGGCGGUGAGCAGGCGCGGCAGGCUGUACGACGAGUGCGGCUUCUGCGUGAGCCCUACAGACGAGGACGGCCUGCAGCGCUGCGCCGCCUCCCUAGGCCGGCAGGCCCAGACCUGCACUACGGAGGGCCUUA